Messenger RNA from Mercurialis annua (annual mercury), 2686 nucleotides. RefSeq names its product kinesin-like protein KIN-14S. Gene Ontology annotation, molecular function: ATP binding; microtubule motor activity; microtubule binding. Lineage: Eukaryota; Viridiplantae; Streptophyta; Magnoliopsida; Malpighiales; Euphorbiaceae. The record is from RefSeq and is a predicted model, not a curated record. Gene Ontology annotation, biological process: microtubule-based movement. The transcript is spliced from 13 exons. The coding region runs from base 154 to 2535 and encodes 793 amino acids.
AUACCUUUCAAAGCAGCGCUUCUAACUAACGGCUAUCUGGCUCUUAAUUCAAAAUUUAAUCUCAUCAUCAAAACCCUACACUGUCACUAACAUUCAAAAUUUCUCUCUCAAAUUCUUUCUGCAAUUUGUUAAUCUCUGAUUCUUAACAACGCCAUGGAAGAUCCGACCGUUGAAAAUAUGCUUUCAGUGAAUUGCGAUCACAAUACUCCUAAUUGCGGUCCAAUUUGUUCGUUAUCGUCCUCUUUUGCAGAAUUGUCUCUUGCAAAUAUGAAAUUACAAGAGACGGAUACUAAUCAAGAAGAAGGAGAAAGAGUUGAAAAAACUGCACAUUCUACAAAUGAGGAUAGUGCAUCUAGCAGAGACCAAGAGACUACUUCAGCUCAUGAGUCAACAUUGCCAAUAUUACAGAAAAUUAACAAUUUAAGCUGUCAAAUUCAAAAUCUGAAGAAAGAGCAUUCAAUUCUCUCCAAUCAGGUGAAGAAUGUUAAUACGGAAUCCUUUCCUGGCUCUGACAUCUUGGAAACUAUUCGGCUUCUCACUAAUGAACAUGAACUUUUGAAGAAGAAGUACUUGGAAGAGUCGUCUGAACGCAAACGACUUUACAAUGAAGUAAUUGAGCUUAAAGGAAAUAUUAGGGUCUUCUGCAGAUGUAGACCACUAAACCAAAGUGAAAUUGUCAAUGGUUCCAAUGGCAUUGUUGAAUUUGACCCAUCCUUGGAUAAUGGGCUGCAUAUUGUUUCUUCCGAUUCUUCAAAAAAGCAAUUUAAGUUUGAUCACGUGUUUAAGCCGGAAGAUGACCAAGAGGCUGUCUUUGCACAAACUAAACCCAUCGUGACUUCCGUGCUGGAUGGCUAUAAUGUGUGCAUAUUUGCAUAUGGGCAAACUGGAACAGGGAAGACUUAUACCAUGGAGGGUACCCCUGAUAGCAGAGGAGUGAAUUACAGAACUUUGGAGGAGUUGUUCAGUAUUUCUCAAGAGAGAAGAGGUGUUAUGCGCUAUGAGUUGUUUGUUAGCAUGUUGGAGGUUUACAAUGAAAAGAUAAGGGACCUUUUGGUGGAAAACUCCAACCAGCCGCCUAAAAAGUUGGAGAUAAAGCAAGCAGCAGAAGGGACACAGGAAGUUCCAGGACUUGUUGAAGCUCGUGUUCAUGGUACACAGGAAGUAUGGGAGCUGCUCAAGUCUGGAAGCCGAGCCAGAUCAGUUGGAUCUACAAAUGCUAAUGAGCUUAGCAGCCGCUCUCACUGUUUGUUGCGCGUAACAAUUAAAGGGGAUAAUUUAAUAAAUGGGCAGAAGACAAGGAGUCACCUAUGGCUGGUUGAUUUGGCCGGCAGUGAACGUGUGGGUAAGAUAGAGGUGGAAGGAGAAAGGCUGAAGGAAUCACAAUUUAUAAACAAAUCUCUCUCAGCACUUGGCGAUGUUAUUUCUUCUCUUGCCUCAAAAACAGGCCACAUACCAUACAGGAACUCAAAGCUCACUCAUAUUCUGCAGAGCUCUCUAGGAGGAGAUUGCAAGACCUUGAUGUUUGUCCAGAUAAGCCCAAGUGCUGGUGACCUUGGGGAGACUCUUUGCUCACUAAAUUUUGCUGCUCGAGUUCGUGGAAUAGAAAGUGGUCCUGCUCGCAAGCAGGCAGAUUUCACCGAGCUUUUCAAGUAUAAGCAAAUGGCAGAAAAGCUACAGCAUGAUGAUAAAGAAACAAAGAAGUUGCAGGACAAUCUGCAAUCUUUGCAAUUAAAAUUUGCUGCCAGGGAGCACAAAUGCAGAAGCCUUCAAGAAAAGGUUCGGGAACUUGAGAAUCAAUUGGCAGAGGAAAGGAAGACGAGACUAAAGCAGGAAACGAGAGUCUUUGCAGCUGCCUCUUCCCAGUCCUCAUUGCCAUCUGUAAAGCAUGCAGCUGUAGAGAAGGCCAAGAUAGAGAGGAAACCUCCUUUAGCUCCCUCAAAUCUGAGGAUGCCACUGCGAAGAAUCACCAAUUUUAUUCCUCAUCCAUCUCCUCUCCAAACCAAGAGACGCAAUUCCACUGCUUCCGUUGUCCAUCAACCUUCAGUGCAGGAUAAAGAAAAUAUUUCAAGAAAUAAUCCAACAGCUAUGAAAAGCCUUAUGCAGCCAAGACGCAUUACUAUGGCCAUCAGGCCUUCUCCGAACACAUCUGCACAGGUUCUUCAGCCCAGAAGACGGGCAUCUGUGGCUACUCUUCUUCGCCCAGAGCCCAACUCAAACUGGACAACGCCGCUCCGUACUUCUGCUGUUGGCCGGCAGUCGUUCAUAAAGGACUCAAGAAAGCCGAGAUAUUCAAGAUUGUUCUCUCCGUUGCCAGAACUCCAGUCAACGUCAGAGAUGACACCAACAACUGCCAUGAGAAGCAGUAGUAAAUUCAGGGGGAGCCCUCCAACACAGGCUGGUUCGUGGAGGCCGAGGCAUCCUACAGUUGUUGCAUUGCAACGGAAAUCGUUGGUAUGGAGUCCUCUUAAGUUGAAAGCACCCAAAAAUUACAGAAAGUCAUCGUUCUUGCCUUUCCGACCCUCGACUCAGAUGUAAUGAAGCAUCUAACUUUUUUUUUUGAUGAAGGAUUUUAUACUUUUUCUCUCAUUUGUUAGAGUUAAAAGAAUGUAUGCUUCUUGCCUACUAAUCCUUCAAUUUGUAAUAGACAUUGUUCUGAGUUUCUUACUAAAAAAAACUAUUAAUGAAG